UGUCUCCAAUACUGUUUUUAUAGUGGAUACAUGAGGUGGGCGACACUUGAACAGAAUUUAGAUUACACUCCGAGUGUAUACAUGGAUAUAGAAUUGAGUUUCCCAAGGGGGAGCUGGAGCCUUUUUAUGCCAAUAGACGUUAGAAUUGGGAGUCACUCGUCUUUGAGCUAGGAACCUGGACACAAACCAGCUGAAAUCAUGGCAGAGUUUCUGAGUACAACGGUCGCGGGUUCUCAGGCUCAACCUUCGAUCGAGCGCAAUGGUAUCAGUGGUUAUGAUGUGAUAUCUGCCAUGCCAGCCCUCGUGGAGUACCUGGACGAGGCAGGCAAUGCCACCAACCAGACGGCCAGUCGCUGGUUUUUUGACGGCAUGUAUUACGACCUGACCCAGUUGACCAGCGUCUACGCUAUUCUGAUCAUCCUCAGCGUCAUGGUCAUGGUGGUGGGUCUGACCGGUAACUCCAUGGUCAUAGCUGUGGUGUGCCGGCAUCGGUCCAUGCGAACCCCGACCAACUUCUACAUCGUCAGUCUGGCGCUCAGCGACUUCCUCGUCACCUCGUUCGUCAUGCCGCUCAAGUUGCUGGAGUUGUCUGCCGAUGUCGACAUCUCCAUCCUCAACGCAGCCAUGUGUUCCAUCCUGGGAUUUGUCCAGCCGUACUUCGUCUUCACAAGCAUCUGGACUCUGGUGGCCAUCUCUAUCGACAGGUAUCUGGUCAUUCUUCACCCGUUGCGGUCCCGCUCCUUCAACACGCGGUCCCGGGCCAUUCGCAACGUGGCCGCCAUCUGGGCCAUGCCCUUCCUGGUCCUGGCCGGCUACUUCUACCCGCACCGGACCAUGAACUACCGGAUGACCAGCGAGCUGGGUGUCAUCAGGCGUACGGCUUGCCGGUCUGACUUGCCCCACAUGAUCCAGCAGUGGUACGCGCUGUUCCAGUUUACCGUGCUGCUGCUGGUACCCGUGGCGUUGCUGUGCUUCACCUGCUUCUCCAUCGCCCGCCGACUCUUCCGGCUUACGGAGGACGAGAAGAUGCUCAAGACGUCGCUGAGGAAGGAGGAGGCAAGCCGGCGAAAAGUCGCGAAGAUGGUGUUAGUUGUUGUGUUUGCGUUCGUCAUGUGCUGGGCUCCGUUUUUCAUUGUGACGCUGCUCAAUCAUUUCCUGCAGUUCCUCGUGAACCGUAACUUUUUCUUCUGGCAGUGCAUACUAUUUCUCUUGGGCUUCUCGAACUCGUGUAUGAACCCCAUCAUCUACGCGUUUAUGAGCCGGGCCUUCCGUAGGGGCUUCCGAGGCAUCAUCGUCUGCUUCUGCCCCUGCACCAAGGUCUGCUUCAAGAACAAGAGCAAGUUUGUCAACCCACGGCGUAGCGUGACCAUCAUCUCCAGCGAGCCGGCCACCGAGGCCUGCCGGGUCGGGGGCGAGGGGGCCAAGGCGAACGCCAAGCGGCGUCGGGCGGCCGGCGGUGGCUUGGACCGUAACUCGCGUUGGAAUAACACGCAGUACAGCACCAUGUCUGAGACAGAAAACAUCGACAUGACGAGGAUCUCGAGCUCGGGGUCGGCCAACGGCGGGCCGUGCGAGCACCACUCGACCCGGAACAAGACGGACUCCUUCAUUAACAAAUCACCGGUGACUGCGACCACACCAACCGAUUCCCCUCGCCAAGGGGAAUUUGAAAACAAUAACUUUAGUCAAAAAAAUUCCCAAGAGUCUGGCAACAGCCCAAACUCCUUUGACAAAAUUGAGGAGGAGGGCCCUUUCGAAGACGUAGCCCUGGACGAGGGAUCCCGUGAGAACCCUGCAGCUAGUAGCAAGCCAUGCAUCGACUACAAUCGCAACACGCCACCCCAUCCGACUGAGAAACAGCUCCAUGGCUUCGUUCAAGACACGGACGAAGAACCGGGUUGCACAGCCCCUCUCCUUUCGAUAUCUGAGGACAAUCCCACUGUCGCAAAUGGGGACUGAUAGAAAGGUUUACAUUUACGUCCCUCUUAUCUUUACACCAGUAUUGGCACACAGUGCAUAAUGAAACGUCGUGAGAACGGCGAGCGUGACUUUGCACCGAUUGUUUAAGGAAGCAAUUAGGACGCAUCAUCUUGCUGCCAUUAAUGUUAGCAGCUCAACUUACCGUUUUAAGACACGUUUCGUGCGCUUUUCAGAGCACAAAAAUGUGAUGCCAGCCAAAUGUCUUUCAGUCCACUCCCAGUAGAGCAAAACAAAAAUGAAUAUUACUCGCCACGUGCUCAAAGGGAAAUCAAGUCAAACAAUCUACUUAAAACUUGCGAAGUAUCUACGCAAAAGCAGAUAGAAUUUUGAAAUCCACCAAAGUCUUGAAGCUCUUAGACAUAAUUUGAUAAAUAUAUUACUUGUGAAUCAUUGGAUUGAUACAGUGAUUGCAGAGAGAUUUAUAAGUCAGCUCCGAGGUUUCUCUUAAAUCUUCUUUGAUUUACUUUAGUUUGUCCUCGGUUUUUACGGAACAUGAUUUGUUUUUAGGUGAGUGGCAAUGAAAAGAUGCCGGAGCCUUAAAUAUUUGGUGUACUUUUCCCCCUAAAAUCUUACAAUACAAAUACAUCAAUUGAAUCCGCACUUGUCGGAUAUCCAUUGGAAUUUGAAGUCAAAAUCCUAAUCAUUCAGUCGGCGCAUCGGCGGGAAAUUCCCAAUGGAUGCAUGGGCACAAGUAUUCACGAGAGUUUGUUGCUAUUCAAAAAUGUGCGAGAAAGAAAUGAUACAUUUCAAUCAUGUCCCGGACUGGGAAGAUUCCUCCGAUUCGGCCGAAUAAUUCGGGCACCAGUAACAGUCUCAAGGGAAUGUACAUUUUAAUGUAGUAUUCAUUCUAAGCUUAUGUCGGAUAAUGUCGUAAGUAUGCAAAAGUCAGCCACUUUUUGCCUAUUAGAGAGACUGUUUUGGUAUUAGAGAGAUGGUCAAAAGAGGAUGUUAAACAGCAUGGUGAGAAGCGUUUCUACAAGAGGUCUGGCUAGUUCCUAAAACUCAACAACCAUGUUAUUGCCUUCAAUGUAUAUGUACAGGUAACUCUAAAAUGAAUCCCCCACUUCAUGGGAAUUCACUUCAUAAGUUGAAGACAAACAAUAAUCAACUUAAACCACUAACUAUUGUUCAUCACCAAAAUUUAACAAAUUAAGAAUCAUGCUUUCAAUUGCAUGCACGCUAUUCUCAACAUAAAACAGACUUACUGCUGAAGGUUUUUUUUCUCAUUUCAUGAAGUCACAAUUGUAGCAUUUUGGAACAAAAAUGGCAAAAGCUAAUGAAGCCGUUAUUCUGUAUUAUUUUUGGGGAGAAAUUACAAAGAUGAUGAUGCAAAAAAUGUUGAAAAGGAGUGGUUGACUAGUUUGUAUGUUGGUUGGUACGUUUGUUCGUCGAUUUUUGGUCGGUCGGUUGGUUUGCUGUGUGAAUAUAUGUGUUAUGAGCUUGGUGUUAAAGAGAGUAAUCGUGUUACUGUGUGAACAGUUUACAAAAUAAUUAAAAUGGUGGUUGAUUUGGCAUUGAGAGCUUUGUUUAAAUGACGUCACUCGUUCUACUAACACCUCUAGGUGGCGCUCUAGGCAUAGCUUUGGCAUAAUUCUAAAGACAUUAAAUGUAGUUCCAGAUAUGGGCCAUGGUUCCUUGGACGCCUAGCAUUGCUAUACCAUACCUUUUCUGUACUUAAUUUUUAUUACUUAUCCUCCAAAUUAAUAACAGUCCCACAUUUUUAAGGGAAUUUUUAAAUGGAAAUAUGUUCAAUAUGCUUCCACCGUAUGUUAGCUCGCAUGCUGAUCGUUCAUCACUUCGCGUAAAUUUGACACGUAUUGCGGGGCGUCAAACGCGGGGAUCAUGUGCGUGUAAUAUGCUUACAUACCAGCAUUGUAGUCGUGUUCAUUUCCACGAGUACGAGUACGAGUAAUUUGUCACGACUAUGAGUACGAGUACUUUGCCACGAGUACGAGCACAAGGCAUUUUCCCCUAUGAGUACCAAAAAUUCGAAUCGAGUAUGAGUAUACGAGUACGAGUACAACUGUACGAGUACUGUCAACGAGUUGGAACAGAUUUCAAUGGGCAGGCCUACACAUUGUUCUUAAGGGCUUUUUGGAGUCAAUAACUAGGCAUUAACUAAAUGGAGAAGCCUCCCAAACACUACAAAAUUGUUCUUUCUCCUGCAUGUACCUCUUAUUUUGUUUUAAAUUCUUGCAGGAGAACAUUUGCAAGAGUACGAGUACGAGUACUUUGUCAUGAGUACAAAUGAAGUUGUACUCGUACUCGUAUAAUAUGCUCGAGUACGUUUUUGGUACGAGUACUGCAACACCGAUGCAUACACAUUUAUAUAGCACACCCAUGAGUCAAAUGACAUCCAAUCGGACCAUUCCUCAUUCCCCCUCACCCUCUGCUUUUCGAAUUUCCCAAGCUGCUGGUAUAGCCACUUCUGUUGCCGUACGAAAAUAAGAUUUGCACAAGUUUCACUGGCUUGACCCUAUAUCCGCACCCCUAACACGUGUACAUACGAUUUGGCCUACGCCCACCAUAUGUUUAAACCAAGUAUGGGAUUCAUAUGGCUAAAACCAUUUAAAAAAUCCAGUUGACUGCCACUGGUCAUUGGCGCCAUCGAUAAUUGAAGCAACAAUGCAUCCAUUAGGUUGUGUGACCGUUUGACCAACAGUUGAAGAGCCUUAUCCCAAAUGCUAGGCGUACAAUCCUAGACUAUAUACAAGUACUAUAUGGCCUUACAACCUGUCACAUAAUUAUGCAGUCCUUAAAUUGGGCAUUCAAUUAUACAAAAAGUGUGGUAAACAUUACCGGUGCAUUUAGUUGUCCUUAAGGUGCAUUAACUUCAUUUUCGGCCUACUGGUGUAUCCUAAUGGUGCAUUCUACUGAUUCAAACUGUACAUUUUGUGUUGACGUUCUAUUGUUUCAAAGUGUAGCCUACAUUUAAUAUUUUGCUACUGAUGCAGCGCUAAACGUUGAGAAUAGAAGUUAGAACUGGUGUUUCUCUGCAUACUGUAAGUUACCAAAGUUAAUGAGUUAUGAAGUAACAAAUGUUUUUUUUUAACUAAGAAAUGUUUUAGAAACAUGUAUUUUGCAGUUGGUAUUUUGUCUGAAAUGGUUGGUCUGAAAUGUUUUGUAUAAUACAUACCUGUAUGAAAGAGUUGUUUAAGAAAUGUGAGGCAGAUAUUUGACGUUUUGUGAUUGUGCAUAAAAGUAUGCAAAUUCACGAUUUCGAACAUUUGAAAAAUAUGUAUGUAAGUUAACGUAAACGCUUUAAGUUAACGUUAAAAUAUAUUAAUAAAAAAUAAAAAUAAUACAUUAUCAUUGGAAACAGCUGUAAAGAUGAAUGACAAAAUGUUGGGCGAUUUUAUCAUGUCAGACCAUGUAAUAUUUACAGUCAGAAAAAAAUAGAAUCAGAAUACAAUUACAGCAAAAUAAAUAACAUAUAAAUUAUUUCUUUCUAUGUUUUAAAGGGUAAUGUGGCAUUAUGAAUCAUCAUAGAUAUGAGAUUUAAAAUAUCUUACAAUUGAAAUGUAAAUAUUCGAGUUUUAUGCCAAUAACAUAAAUUAUUAUUACUCAUCGUUAUGAUUAUAGAAGUGUUCAAAUAUAUCCCAUUCUGGUUGUGAAUAUUGGUGUGAAUAUGUAAAAAAAAAAAAAA
This is a messenger RNA of Patiria miniata (bat star), 5626 nucleotides long. RefSeq names its product galanin receptor 2a-like. Gene Ontology annotation, molecular function: neuropeptide Y receptor activity. The record is from RefSeq and is a predicted model, not a curated record. The transcript has 3 exons. Gene Ontology annotation, cellular component: plasma membrane. Gene Ontology annotation, biological process: G protein-coupled receptor signaling pathway. NCBI's taxonomy places the organism in Eukaryota, Metazoa, Echinodermata, Asteroidea, Valvatida, Asterinidae. The coding region runs from base 199 to 1959 and encodes 586 amino acids.